UCCAGGACUCUCCUCUAUUGCCAGCGUAGACGUGUUCCAAGAGCUGAGUCGAGGUGCCUCGGACAGGCGGAGCCCGCGACCCACUCCCCUCUGUAUCCCGCCCUAUCCCUGCCCCUCUGGAACAAGAGGUCAAUCGGAAGCCACUGGUGAGUGAUGAGAAGAGGACCCUGGUGUCCUGGCAGUGGGCGCCUAGGGGAAUUGGAAAUGGGUGUCUAGAGAGGUGCAUCAGGGGACGUACGUGGCUCUGAGACCCUUGCCACCUGCCUCCCCUCGCACUCAUGGCCAAGCUGGUGGUCCUCGCCACCCUGGCCUCAUUGGCGCUGCUUUGAGAGUCGCUUCAAAGUAGGGCUCCAGAGCUCGGAGCAGCAUGGGUACCGAGAAGGAAGAGCCCGACUGUCAAAAACAGUUCCAGGCAGCAGUCAGCGUCAUUCAGAACCUGCCUAAGAAUGGCUCUUACCGCCCCUCCUAUGAAGAGAUGCUGCGAUUCUACAGCUACUACAAGCAGGCUACCAUGGGGCCCUGCCUGGUCCCCCGGCCUGGGUUCUGGGACCCCAUUGGACGUUACAAGUGGGAUGCCUGGAACAGACUGGGCAAGAUGAGCAGGGAGGAAGCCAUGUCUGCCUACAUCUCUGAGAUGAAGCUGGUGGCACAGAAGGUGAUCGACACAGUGCCCCUGGGCGAGGUGGCAGUGGAUUUGUUUGCUUAUUUCGAGCCCCUGUACCAGGUGAUCCCUGACAUGCCGAGGCCCCCAGAAACCUUCUUGAGAAGGGUCACAGGUUGGAAGGAGCCGGUGGUGCCGAGAGAGGAUCAGGCGGCUCCAGAGCCUUCUUGUGUCCCCAAGGAGCCAGUGCCUCCAAGUCCAGAGUCCCGGCUACCCAGAGACCCGGACCUGGAGGUUUUCUGUGACUCCGUGGAACAGCUAGAGCCAGAGUUGGUGAGACUGCCUGUCUUGUCCCCUGUUGCUGCUGAGCCUGAGUUGUGCCACCUCCCCCCUGGGACCUGGGACUCCUCGGCUCAGCAGGUUUGGUCGGAGCAGAAGGAAGCAGCUGGCAGAGAGUUGACCACCAGGAGCAGCCCCGAGUCCCCUGGGGAGAAGGAGGGGUUGGGAGGCGGCCUGAUAGGCCCACAGGAGUUGGACACAUGGCUGGUGGGGACAGUCCGGGCCAUGCAGGAAAGCAUGAAGGACGUUCACAGGAGACUACAGAGCCUGGAGAGCAAGCCCCAGCCACUCAAGCAGAGGUCGCCCAGGACUCGGCCUUGGCCCCUAGGGCUCUCCGUUCCCACGCUGCUCUUCUUUAUCCUGUGGCCCUUCGUUGUCCAGUGGCUCUUCCGACAGUUUCGGACCCAGAAGAGGUGACUCAAGGACGGGGUCUCUCUAGCAACUGAGAAGACUAUGAGGAGUCCCCGAAAGGUCCUGCUGUGCCCUGAGCCUCCCUGGGUUUAGAAAAACAACUUCAGAAAUUCCUCCUCCCAUCCUCGUAAACCCUGGCACUCCCUCCUUUAAUGGGGGCUCCCAUAAGACCCAUCUUUCCCUGCAGCUCACACCUACGCCCCAAAAGCAGUUCCCAAAGCAGUCAUGGUGCACAUCCUAACUUUGGGGUUGGCGGUGAGCCGGCCCCACCCUCUGGGUCACCUGACUUUGCUCCCGACGACUCGGCUCCCUGCCGAGGCUCAGCUCUUGGGCAAGUUGGGACUCGGACCUGGCCUGAAGACUGAUUGGCUGGAAGGUUGGUUGCAGGAAAGACCGGAGCCCGCAGGAGUGGGGAGGGAUGGGAGGAGUGUGUACGCUGGGGGCUGGGAUGCCCUGUACACACGCACAAGUACACAUCGCGCUCAGGACUUCACUGAAGAUUCACGUGCAAUUGAACGCUUCAUUAAACAAAAGAAAACCUCA
Mus caroli (Ryukyu mouse) is the source of this 1894-nucleotide messenger RNA. RefSeq names its product acyl-CoA binding domain containing 4 (gene Acbd4). Gene Ontology annotation, molecular function: fatty-acyl-CoA binding. Gene Ontology annotation, biological process: fatty acid metabolic process. Gene Ontology annotation, cellular component: cytoplasm. The record is from RefSeq and is a predicted model, not a curated record. Lineage: Eukaryota; Metazoa; Chordata; Mammalia; Rodentia; Muridae.